Messenger RNA from Cordyceps militaris CM01, 684 nucleotides. RefSeq lists its product as uncharacterized. The record is from RefSeq and is a predicted model, not a curated record. NCBI's taxonomy places the organism in Eukaryota, Fungi, Ascomycota, Sordariomycetes, Hypocreales, Cordycipitaceae. Bases 1 to 684 code for a protein of 227 amino acids. The transcript has a single exon.
AUGGCCAACAAGAUUGAAUACAAGCAAGUCGACGACAGUGCCGGAGAGGACGAGACCGAGUACCAACAACCGGCGCCACGACCGCGGCGCUGGCUCCCAGCCGUCAUCGGCUUUGUCCUCGGGCUGGCGACCAUGAGCGUGCUCUUCUCCCUCUACUCCGCCCUCGCAGCGUCUUCCCACGCGCGCGCCCGCAUCCUCCCCCAUGCGCGCAACGGCACCGACCCGGCGACCGGUCUGCCGCUGGCGUGGUCGCACGGCGACUGCGGCAACUCGGCCGACGACGCGCGCGCGCGCGGCUGCCGGUACAGCAUCGUGCUGCACGCGUGGCUGCCGGCGUCGUGCCUGACGGCGGCCGACGACGAGGACGCGCGCGACAUGUACCGGGACCGCCGCUGGCCGUUCGCGACGGCCGCGGCGGGGGGAGCCCGCAACAUGACGGUCGGGGAGCUCGGCGCGGGCGACUACGGCUACUUUGACACGACGUUUGACUGGCACGUCACGCACUGCAUGUACGUCUGGAAGCGGCUGCACAGGAUCCUCCUGGAUCCGACGCAGGAGCUGGACACGUACACGGCCAACUACCACCAUACGAGCCACUGCGUCAAGAUGAUUGGCGGACACCCCGAGGGCAUGAAGGACUCGGGUACCAAGAUUUUUGUCAAAUAUCCCAAGUGUGCGAGAUAG